UCAAACCACAAUCCCACGUGAUAUCAUCGACACAGUGACUAGAGAAAAAUCCGAAGCACUGUCCCUCACGCCGACACCGACACCCGUUUUUCUCGCCGUUAGAUCAGCCUCUCCUUAUCUAGAAACGCACAUCGAAAGGUCAGUAAGUCGAGCUCAAGUAGACGCGGCUGUAUCUGAAUUACCCCAGCUUUCCUACCUCCUUUGGAAUUUUCAUUAAUUAAAAACCAGCUCUGGCUCUCAGAUAACGCCGUUCAAAAUUUUCACAUGCGAAUUUUAGGUGCGUUGAAAAGUCUUAGAAUGAAGACAGCGAAACAACAACCUGUGCAGACAUUGGACUGCCAACCCUCAAUAAAUACCAUGAUCUGUUGCUUUUGGGUUCGGCCGGCUAGCCACUGGCUGAGGAGAAAACGAGGCUUGGUUUUGUCCCUUUCCGACAAAGAAAGGAAAAAAAAGAAAAAAAGAAUAUGGAAAACGUAGAUUUGCUCUCGAUUGUUGGUAUUAUAAGAAUCGACCAGUACAAAAGUUCCAAACGUUGCAUAGGCAUUUGAGUGUUUGGAAAGGAAUAUGUUUAGAGGUUUUGGAAUGGGAAACUUGGGUGGUCUAGCCUCCUCUGAUAUACCGCUUGUGCUUGUUUUUGUUGUGCUUUAUUUGUCUAAUGGAGUAGUUAAUGGAGCUUAUAUGAAGUACGACACUGGGAGUGGUGUCGUUGAAGGCAAAUUGAAUGUUCAUUUGGUUGCGCAUUCUCAUGACGACGUCGGUUGGUUGAAGACGAUUGAUCAAUACUAUGUUGGAUCAAACAACAGCAUUCAGGGUGCUUGUGUUGAAAAUGUGCUGGACUCAGUUGUGGAAUCGUUGCUUCGUGAUCCCAAUAGGAAGUUUGUAUUUGCUGAGAUGGCAUUUUUCCAACGAUGGUGGCUAACACAGAGUGAGGAAAUUCAAGAACAAGUGAGAAAACUUGUAGAUGAUGGCCGAUUGGAAUUCAUAAAUGGUGGCUGGUGCAUGCAUGACGAAGCAACAUGCCACUAUGUAGACAUGAUUGACCAAACGACUUUAGGUCAUCGUGCCAUAAAAGAGCAGUUCAAUAAGGUUCCUCGUGCUGGUUGGCAAAUUGAUCCAUUUGGACACUCUGCUGUGCAAGCUUACCUCCUUGGGGCUGAGCUAGGGUUUGAAUCUGUACAUUUUGCACGGAUUGAUUAUCAGGACAGAGCAAAGCGCAAGGAAGAUAAAUCACUUGAAGUUAUAUGGCGUGGUUCCAAGACUUUUGGUUCUUCAUCUCAGAUUUUUACCAAUGCCUUUCCUGUUCACUACAGUCCUCCAAAAGGUUUCCAUUUUGAAGUGUCUGAAGAUUUUGUCCCAGUCCAGGAUAACCCUCUUCUUUUUGACUAUAAUGUUGAAGUACGGGUCAAUGAUUUUAUUAAGGCUGCUCUUACACAAGCAAACGUGACCAGGACAAACCACAUCAUGUGGACGAUGGGUGAUGAUUUCCAAUAUCAAUAUGCUGAGUCAUGGUUUAAACAAAUGGACAAAUUGAUUCACUAUGUUAAGAAGGAUGGUCGAGUCAAUGCCUUGUAUUCUACGCCAUCUUUAUACACCGAUGCUAAACAUGCAGCAAAUGAGACAUGGCCACUGAAAACCGAUGAUUACUUUCCGUAUGCAGAUGGUGCAAAUGCUUACUGGACCGGAUUUUUCACUAGUCGCCCAGGUUUGAAGGGCUAUGUUCGGAAGUUGAGUGGAUAUUAUGUGGCAGCAAGACAACUUGAAUUCCUCGUUGGGAAAAGAUCCACUGGUCCCACCACAUAUGGGCUGGGAGAUGCUUUGGGGAUUGCACAGCACCAUGAUGCUGUCACUGGUACAGCUAAACAGCAUACAACAAAUGACUAUGCAAAGCGCCUGGCAAUCGGUGCCUCUGAGGCAGAAAUUAUGGUAAAUUCUGCUUUGUCAUGCCUGACUAAGAAGAAUACAUCAGGAUCUCAAUGUGAGCUGAAAGACUCAGUAUUUAGACAGUGUCAAUUACUUAAUAUCAGUUUCUGCCCACCAACGGAGGAAGAUAUUCCACAAGGGAAAAGCUUGGUUGUAGUGGUUUAUAACCCUCUUGGAUGGAAUCGUACUGACAUUGUCAAGAUACCGGUUACUGAUGCCAAUCUUAUUGUUGAAGAUUCUUUGGGCAAUUCCAUUGAGGCACAAUAUGCAAGUCUGGACAAUGUUACAAUAAACUUGAGAAAUUACUAUACAGAAGCCUACUUGGGCCAGUCACCAAAAGAAGUCCCUAAGUAUUGGCUUCACUUUCAAGUAUCUGUGCCACCACUUGGUUGGAACACAUACUUCAUUUCUAAGGCAGCUGGAAAAGGGAAUAAUAGAAGGUAUGGCUAUUUCUCUGAGGACAAUCCACAGAAUGACACCAUUGAAAUUGGACCCGGAAAUCUGAAAUUGUCCUAUUCUUCCACUUCAGGACAACUGAAACGGAUUUAUAACUCUAAAACGGGGGUUGAUGUACCUAUACAGCAAAGCUAUCUGUGGUAUGGUUCAAGCGAUGGUGGUGAGGAUGGACAGGCUUCUGGUGCAUAUAUUUUCCGGCCUAACGGCGCUCUUCCAACUGUUGUUUCGAGAUCAGUGCCAUUGAAGGUCAUUCGUGGAUCACUGCUUGAUGAGGUUCACCAACAGUUCAGUCCGUGGAUCUAUCAGGUUACUAGACUCUACAAAGACAAAGAGCAUGCUGAAGUUGAAUUUACUAUUGGUCCAAUUCCGACAAAUGAUAGUGUUGGAAAAGAGGUCAUCACACAACUGACAGCAAAUUUGGCCACUGACAAGGUGUUCUACACUGAUUCCAAUGGAAGAGAUUUUCUGAAACGGGUUCGAAACUACAGAGAAGACUGGAACCUGACUGUUACUCAACCUGAAGCAGGAAACUAUUAUCCACUUAAUCUUGGAAUUUUCACUGCGGAUAAGAAAUCUGAACUCUCGGUCCUGGUUGAUCGUGCUACUGGAGGAGCUAGCAUUAAAGAUGGAGAACUAGAGCUAAUGCUUCACAGGCGUUUGCUUGUUGAUGAUUCUCGAGGAGUGGGAGAAGCCCUUGAUGAAUCUGUUUGUGUCAACGGUACAUGUGAAGGACUAACGGUUCGAGGAAAUUACUAUGUGAGCAUCAACCAGCUGGGGGCUGGGGCACGCUGGCGCCGAACAACUGGCCAAGAGAUAUAUUCACCGCUUGUUUUAGCUUUCUCACAUGAAAAAUUGGAGGAUUGGACAGCAUCUCGUUCGACAAAAGCAUCUACCAUUGAUCCAAAUUACAGCUUGCCUCCCAAUGUUGCUGUUAUUACUCUUCAGGACUUGGAUGAUGGAAGUGUGCUCCUCCGACUGGCACAUCUAUACGAGGCGGGUGAAGAUCCUGAAUAUUCAACAUUGAGUCAAGUGGAACUGAAGAAGCUGUUUACUGGCAAAACGAUAAAGGAGGUAACCGAAAUGAGCUUGUCAGCAAACCAAGAGAAGUCAGAGAUAAAGCGUUUGACAUGGAAAGUAGAAGGUGACAAUGGAGUAGAACCUGAACCAGUUAGAGGUGGCCCUGUUAAUAAUUCAACUCUUGUAGUAGAGCUUGGUCCUAUGGAGAUACGCACUUUCUUACUGAAAUUUUAGUCAAUAAUUGUAUGUAAACUUCUAAUAAGAGUCUCUAAAGACUCAAUAAAACAUUUUAAUAAUAAAUAUGAUCCAAUCAAAUAAUUUGACUGCAA
Molecule: messenger RNA, 3722 nt
Organism: Ziziphus jujuba (common jujube)
Lineage: Eukaryota; Viridiplantae; Streptophyta; Magnoliopsida; Rosales; Rhamnaceae
Product: alpha-mannosidase
Exons: 29
Coding region: 565-3627 (1020 amino acids)
Biological process (GO): mannose metabolic process
Molecular function (GO): carbohydrate binding; alpha-mannosidase activity
Source: RefSeq, a predicted model, not a curated record